CAAGAACCGAGGUUUUUCACCAACAAUGCAAGAAUGGUGCCCUGAAGUUUAACAGUGAAAUAAUGCCUUAAGAUUAGAGCGCCAUGGGCUGAGAAUUGACAACUCCAAGUCGGCUACAGGAUUGCAAAAAGCUAGUGGAUUAAUGAGGAUCAAAUACUACUAGAAAGUUGUCAGGAAAUUUCAAUCUGGGCUAGCUGGCCUGGUAUUCAGUGCUUAAUUAAUUUGACAAGGAGGAAGAGAGGAGUACUUCAGAGACAUCAUCUGCAUUCUACAUACGAAGGUUCUGAGAUUAGUGAUGGCAGACGGGAUUUUAGCUAUAGGAGGAUUAGUAGUCUCUGCGGUGUCAUCAGCAACGUCAGCAGUGCAGGCUAUGGCCCAAGCUAAGCAAGUGUUCUGGGAUCCACCAAUGGAGAAAGACGACCUCCCCAACAAUGUGGAGGAGAUUAUUGAUGAUUUAAACGAUGAAGUUCGGAAGCUGGGUUCCAAAAGUAAGGACUUUAAGAAUAAAGUACUGAAAAAUAAGAUGAAGGCGCCAUCGGAAAUGUACUUGGAAUGGGUCCGCACUGUGGAGGAGAUUGACAAACAAGUGAAGUAUUUACUAGACAAAUAUGACAAACAAAGCAAAGAAGAGGCAUCUUGGUGGUUUACCUCGAGUCCGGAUUUUGGAUUUUAGAGAAGAUUUUAAAAAGAUGUAUGAGAAAGUAAAGAGUCUUGGAGAAGAAAGCAAUCAAAUCGAAGAUAAAAUGUUUGUUGAUCUGCUACCCGAACUUGUUGUGAACAAAGAGGGAAAAAAUAACAAUUUUGGGAUACGUGGAAAGCAGAUCGAGAAGAUUCUAGACUUGCUGGAAAGUUCCAUGGGUAAGAAAAUAGGUAUCCUCGGGACAGUGGGGAUUGGGAAAACAACCAUGAUGCGCAGCUUGAAUAACCAUGAAAAAGUUACCAAAACUUUUGACAUAGUCAUUUGGCUGGAUGUAUCGCAGGAGGGGAGCAGGGAAAAUUUGAGCAGGGAGGAUCUCCUACAGGCCAUUGUGAGAAGGCUAGAACUAAAUAUAGGAGGUUCUGGCAAUGCAGAUGAAACUACCAAAAGAAUAUUAAUGGAGUUGCAGGGCAGAAAUUUCUUGCUACUUUUGGAUGAUGUCAAGGAAUGUUUCAAUUUAAAAGAUAUUGGGAUUCCUGAGAGCAACAAUGGAUGCAAGAUAGUAUUGACUACUAGGUUGCGUCGUGUUUGUCGCUCAAUGGUUGACCAUAAAAUUAAGGUGACUUAUUUAUCACUAGACGAGGCAUGGAAGAUGUUUCAAGAUGUUCUAAAAAGUCCUGAACUUCUUGAAUAUCCAGAUAUUCGGAAACUUGCAAGGAAAGUGUGCAAAGAAUGUAGCGGGGUUCCACUGUUGAUAAAAAAAGUAGCAAGUACAUUCAGAUCGAAAGAUUCUUUGCGCCAUUGGAGUGAUGGAUUGAAUAGUUGGAGGAUGUGGCCCGAAAAAGAAUGCGAAGGCAUUAGGGAAAUGUAUAAUAUGUUGAAAUUUUGUUACGAUGAUUUGGAUGAUGAGCGGCGUUAGAAAUGCUUUCUUUAUGGUGCAUUGUAUCCGGAAGGCAGUGUGAUCAACGCAGAAUAUUUGUUGGAGUGUUGGGCAGCUGAACAUCUCCUUGGC
This is a messenger RNA of Rhododendron vialii, 1649 nucleotides long. Its product is annotated as disease resistance protein At4g27190-like. Lineage: Eukaryota; Viridiplantae; Streptophyta; Magnoliopsida; Ericales; Ericaceae. Bases 609 to 1556 code for a protein of 315 amino acids. Gene Ontology annotation, molecular function: ADP binding. The record is from RefSeq and is a predicted model, not a curated record. The transcript is spliced from 3 exons.